AGUUGAAGUUUCACACGUGCGUGCGUGUGUGAAAAUUUUGUUUUUAACUUAUUUACAAUGGAUUUAUGGUCAUAAGUACAUAUUAUAAGUAAAAAUGUUAAAAUCUAAAGAGAUACCCGAUGACCUCCCGGGAUUUGAGGCACCAGCGGAGGUCGCAACUGAAGAAAAUGAAUCCCAAACUCAGAAGAAAAAAAAGAAGGCAUCUGGCGGUUUCCAAUCGAUGGGAUUGAGUUUCCCGAUCCUAAAGGGAAUAACUAAAAGAGGCUAUAAACAGCCAACUCCUAUUCAACGUAAGACAAUACCAUUGGCUCUAGAAGGAAAAGAUGUCGUUGCUAUGGCAAGAACAGGUUCAGGUAAAACUGCAUGUUUUGUACUGCCAAUGCUGGAGAAGCUGAUUGCCCCGACAAAUAAACCCAUUCCCGGGAAGAACUUCAGAGGCCUCAUCCUGUCUCCCACCAGAGAAUUGGCUUUACAGACACUAAGGUUUGUGCGAGAGCUGGGAAAGUUCACCGGCCUAUCAUCAGCUGCGAUACUGGGAGGAGAGUCAAUUGAGCAGCAGUUCAGUGUGAUGUCAGGGACCGCUCCGGACAUUGUUGUGGCUACUCCGGGACGAUUCCUGCACAUCUGCAUAGAAAUGAACUUGAAAUUAGAUAAUAUUAAAAUGAUAGUAUUCGACGAAGCCGAUCGCCUAUUUGAGCUUGGUUUCGGUGAACAACUGAGGGAGUUAGUAGCGAGACUACCAUCCGCUCGUCAGACCCUUUUGUUCUCAGCCACACUGCCCAAAAUGCUCGUAGAAUUCGCUCGAGCCGGGCUCUCAGACCCAACAUUGAUAAGAUUGGAUGUAGAUUGGAAACUUCCGUCUACACUAUGGCUUGGUUGGAUCUCCGUAAGGGCUGAGUUGAAGACUGCAGCUUUACUGCUUCUGCUGGACAAAGUAUUGACGAGUACAACCCCACAAGCAGUCGUAUUCGCUGCCACGAAACAUCAUGUCGAAUACUUACAACUGGUUCUAAACAGAGCCGGGAUAUCGUGCACAUGUGCCUACUCCGGCCUGGACGCGUCAGCUCGUAAGAUCGCCCUAGGGCGGUUCUCCAACAAGAAGUGUUCAGUAUUGCUGGUCACGGACGUCGCCGCUCGAGGGUUGGACCUACCCGCUUUAGACACCGUCAUCAACUAUAACUUCCCGGCCACGCCGAAGCUCUUUGUGCAUAGAGUUGGUCGAAGCGCACGCGCGGGUCGCGCCGGCCGCGCAUUCUCCCUCAUAGCAGCAGAAGACAUCGCUCAUCUCCUAGACUUGCAACUAUUCCUGGGAACAGAACUCAAGACCCCGGCUGAGAUAGCGGAACGCGGCGCCACCUGCCCCAGUGGCGUGUGGGGCGCGAUACCAACUAGUGCUCUAGAACUGAGACAUCAAGACGUCAUGUCUUGGGAAAGGGACUAUUCAGAGAUUGAAGACGCAGCCCGCGUGUGCUCACGCGGCCUCCAACAGUACGUGAAGUGGCGCGAGCCUGCAUCAGCGGAGGCCAACAAGCGAGCGAAGACCACACCCUUGCCCACACUCACGCAUCCAUUCUUGGUCGACGAAAACAGCGAAGCUGCCAACUUGAUGGUGCAGCAGAUCAAGAACUAUACGCCUAAAGGGACAAUAUUAGAACUGUCAGCUAAGACAGAGUCUGCUAUGUAUCAAGCAAUGAAAGCGAAGAAACAAAAACACGGAAAAACAGUGGAUAAGGUUCGAGAAAAUAAGAAAUUACAGGCGGAAGGUUUGUUAGAGAACGAUCUGAAAUCAGAAGUCAGUAAGAAAAAGAAGAAAGAAGUUGUAAGAGAUGAGAACUACAUACCUCACUUCGCUAGUGAUCAACACACGGAAGCCGGUAUGGCAGUGAACUUCAACGCGGGCGCGGCGGCGGCCGAGCUCGACAUGGGCGCGGAUAGCGGCGAGGGUGCGCGGCAGCGGCGUAACCAGAUGCGCUGGGACCGCAAGCGGAAGAAGAUGGUGCAUGUGGACCCGGACGGCGGCCGCAAGAUGAUCCGCACAGAGAGCGGUGGCCGCGUGCCGGCGUCGUACCGCAGCGGCAAGUAUGACGAGUGGCGCAAACGGAACGCGCCCGCCGAGGCGGACUCCGACGACGAACCCAGAGACAACACUAGGAAGAAACCAGUAUCGGAAUUCCGCCCGCACUGGGUGAAACACAACGAGAGGAUAGACAAGAAGAAGGCGACGGCGUCAUCCAAGGAGUUCCGCGACAAACAGCAGAUCGUAAAGGAACGCCUGCGCAAGGAGAAACUCAAGCAACGACUCAAGUUCAAAAACAACAAGAAGAAGAAAAGGAAGUAAACUUUAAUAAACUACUGUAUAGAUUAUAUAAUA
Pectinophora gossypiella (pink bollworm) is the source of this 2371-nucleotide messenger RNA. Its product is annotated as ATP-dependent RNA helicase DDX54. The record is from RefSeq and is a predicted model, not a curated record. Bases 95 to 2338 code for a protein of 747 amino acids. Gene Ontology annotation, cellular component: nucleus. The transcript is spliced from 12 exons. Gene Ontology annotation, molecular function: RNA binding; ATP binding; RNA helicase activity. NCBI's taxonomy places the organism in Eukaryota, Metazoa, Arthropoda, Insecta, Lepidoptera, Gelechiidae.